UUUCUAAGAAAGAGCAUGCGCAGAGGCGCUCCGCGGAAAAAGUCUAAGGGCAGGGCAAAAUGGCGGCCGGAAGUGGCGGGCUGGCUUAGGCGGCUGGUUUUGUUUACCGGAAGCUUCGUCCGCAGGCAAAAUGGCGGACGAAGAAGAAGAUCCUCCAUUUGAAGAAGAUGCUGAAGAAUCUGGAGGAGGCCCAGAUGGUGGCCAGGGGAAAAGGAAGAGGCUCUUCUCCAAAGAGUUGCGAUGUAUGAUGUAUGGAUUUGGAGAUGACCAGAACCCUUACACUGAGUCAGUGGAUAUUCUUGAAGACUUAGUCAUAGAAUUCAUCACAGAAAUGACCCAUAAGGCAAUGUCUAUUGGACGGCAAGGUCGAGUGCAAGUUGAAGAUAUUGUAUUCUUGAUCCGUAAAGACCCACGGAAAUUUGCUCGUGUGAAAGACUUGCUAACAAUGAAUGAAGAAUUAAAACGGGCCAGAAAGGCAUUUGAUGAAGCAAACUAUGGAUCUUAAAAGUCUUAUGCAGAAUGGCAUUCACAAGAAGACAAGUUUCAAUUGCCUGAUUUGUCCUUUCCCUUGAAGCCAGCACAUAUAUUCAUUUUGGAUUCUCAUUUCUUAGUCUGGACUUCAAAUAUAGAGUUGUGUUCAGAUGUACCAUUUGUUGCUAUCUAAAUAUACUAUUGUAUUUAUUAAAGUUGGAAUUUCCACAAAUAA
Sceloporus undulatus (fence lizard) is the source of this 706-nucleotide messenger RNA. It is a transcript of the gene TAF13, whose product is annotated as TATA-box binding protein associated factor 13. Gene Ontology annotation, molecular function: protein heterodimerization activity. The record is from RefSeq and is a predicted model, not a curated record. The transcript has 4 exons. NCBI's taxonomy places the organism in Eukaryota, Metazoa, Chordata, Lepidosauria, Squamata, Phrynosomatidae. The coding region runs from base 131 to 505 and encodes 124 amino acids. Gene Ontology annotation, biological process: transcription by RNA polymerase II. Gene Ontology annotation, cellular component: transcription factor TFIID complex.